CUCUCUCCCUCUUCCUCUCCCUCUCCGCCACCAGCGCCGCUCUGGCACGGCGACGGCGGCGGCGACGACGGCGGCGGCGGCGACGCCUCUCCUGCUCCCCUCUCCUCCUUCUUCAUCUUCUUCCUUUCCUUGUGUCUGCCAAUAGAAGUCUCUCUCUCUCUCUCUCUCUGUCUAGCGGGCUCUGCGAUUGGCCGGUGUUUUAUGGUCUCGGGUGAUUCCUCUCUUCCCGGACGCUCGCCGGAGUUCGUUCGCUACGUUCGUCUUCGCCGGUCGCCCGCUGCGGCCCGUUGAGUCGUCGCUCAAUUUCAGGAGGUUGCUCGCCGGAGCGGGGUCCGUCGGGAGCGAGCGUGCCGUUGGAUUGAGACGGUUUGAUUCUGCGAAUGUGUGCUGUGGGUACUGUGUUGUGUUUAUUCUAUAGUUGCGGGAACAAUUAUGAGCUGGCGACUUGGUUUCCUUGACAGUGGCGAUUAAGUGGUGCAGGCCUUAUUCAGAUGUGUGAAUAAUUUGUCCCAGCACUUUUGUGGCUGAUAAAAUGAACCCGCGAACUGCUGUGGUGUCUAGAACACAGAAAUCGAACGGUCUUCAGCGAGAAGGUCCAAAUUGGGUUCUUAUUGCUGGUGGUGCCUUGUUAAGCACAUUGUCAUUUCGGCUUGGUUACAAGCUGAAACAAGCAAUUGACACAAAGCAGCCUGAUGAUUCUGGAAAUGGAAAAUCUACGGACAGGAGAAAGCAACCCGCUUCUCGUCUGCAUUCAAAUAUGUAUUCCUAUAUGCAAGGCGAUGAUGGCUGUUUUAAUUGCUUCCCAGCAGGAAAUGAUGGAGUGAUAGACCCAAAGCACCCUUCCACUGAGCACAUGCUUGAAGAGCCAGAAUCAGCUCUCCCCUUGGUGACCGUUCCUGCCCCUGAAUAUAACAGAGAAAAUGGGGUAACAUGGGCAUCUUCACUUGAUCGCUUUGAGUUGCCUCCAAAACCAUUCCACCCUUCCAACUGCUCAGAGUCACCAUGUGUCUCCGAAUCUGGCUCUGACAUCUUCAGCAAAAGGGAAGUGAUUCAUAAGCUGAGGCAGCAAUUGAAGAGGAGAGAUGACAUGAUUCUGGAAAUGCAGGAUCAGAUAUCCGAGUUGCAGAAUUCUCUCAAUGCUGAGUUGGAACAAUCUACUCAUUUGCAGGCACAACUUGACGCUGCAAAUAGGAACUUGUUCGAUUCUGAGAGAGAGAUUCAAAGACUGAGGAAAGCUAUUGCAGAUCACUGCGUUGGACAUGUGGGUGUGCAGGAGAAGAAUUCGACAGCCCCAGUAUGGCCACCAGAAGUGAUAAAUGGCCAUGCAAAUGGGCAUGUUGAUGUCGAAGACAAUUUUGCAUCUAUUGAGAAAGCGAGAGAUAUGGACAAGAUUGAGAUGUUGAAGAAGGAAGUCGGAGAGUUGAAGGAGGUCAUAGAUGGGAAAGAGUAUCUGCUGCAGAGCUACAAGGAACAGAAGGCAGAACUUUCUUUGAAGAUUAGGGAGUUACAGCAGAGAUUAGAUUCUCAGCUCCCGAGUAUUUUGUAGGCAAUGUCGUCACUUGUGCAUAUCACUUUAGUUUUCUUUUUCCGUGCUUCGGAACUUGAGGUUUCCAGGAUUGCCAGAAGCAUCAUAUUUCUCCUCAUUUCUUUUUAUCUUUUUCCAUCCUUGGGUGAUGUUUUUAUUUUGCGUUUGCUCUUGUGCAGCUGCGUAGGAGAUAGAACAUAGGUUGCUCCUUUUUAUCCCUUUUAUUUGUCGGUUCUUGUUUUCUUAUUUGGAGCAGAAAGAGAGCAGACGGUCUGCUUUGUGCACAGUUGAGAUUCUAAGUUUGUGGGAAGGUCGCCUUAAUUUUUAUGGUA
This is a messenger RNA of Syzygium oleosum, 1857 nucleotides long. RefSeq lists its product as uncharacterized. The transcript is spliced from 5 exons. NCBI's taxonomy places the organism in Eukaryota, Viridiplantae, Streptophyta, Magnoliopsida, Myrtales, Myrtaceae. The coding region runs from base 533 to 1546 and encodes 337 amino acids. The record is from RefSeq and is a predicted model, not a curated record.